UGAUAAGUUUGUUCAUAAACGCAGGUAGAUUGAAAACGGCAGUAUAUUAGAACAGGCCCCAGGAAUAAUCACGUCACACGAGCUCGAAGGGGAAACGCCGCGCAGGAAUUAUCGGUCAUCCGGAGGACAGAAACUUCGCGAAAGGACUUUUAUAGUUUGAGGAAACAAACAACUUUAAGGGCUCCAAGUUUAAACUUUAAGGUCUCACGACAACCACACGUACCAAGAGGACAGGCGGAUCAAGUGCGAGAUAUGGAGAAAGGCCAAGUGAUCUUAUUUGUUUGUGUAUUCGCCGUUAUACUUAUCACAGCCUCGAGUAAAAGCAUAGAAAAUGAUAAAAACAGAGAAAAGCGAGCAUCGUCAGACCAGCGUGUAGCAGAACUUCAGGCUCUCAUUGCAUUAUCACGAGGGAGCGGAUUGGUGGGACACGGGCAUAUAGAUCCUUUUAUGGCUGGAAAGCGAAAGCGUGCUGAACUGUUAUCCGCAUUGAACCCUACCGAGAAGGACCGAUUACUGAGCACGCUGAUAGAACGAGUCCUGGCCGCGCGAGCCAAUGAGGACUCGUAAAGAGGUCGGCCGCAACCUUCGUCUCCGAGACGAUUGCAGUGCACCAAAUGAUAUCAUCACACCCCAUUAUGAAAACGGACAACUCUUCGAACAACACCGCUUGGUGGCCUAUAGGCAGCAUAGACUUCACACCUUUGGACUUGAAACUGGAGAAAACUCUGCUCAAAGGAUAGGGCAUACAGAACGUCAAUGAAAUCCUGCUUCAUCAAUUUUGAACUGUGUCAUUAUAAACACUACUGUAUACCAUAUUCCAAACUAUUUUAGGGGCGACUUUAGUGAGUCUAAUUGACAAGAGGCAUAGGUAACAUUAACCACAGGGGGCUGUAUCCAUUUCUUCAAAACUGGCUGAUGGGAGGUUUCUUCAGGUGACAUUUACAUCAACGUAACGCGUUUGAUAAAUGGGAACAGUUAUUUGCACAACUAUAAAUCCAGGCAGGCCGAAUAUUGAGUCUUCGGUAUCUCUCAGAAUCCUGCUGGCUUGCCGAACCUCCUAUAGUGGGGCCAUGUUCGACAAAAUGGAAUACAGUGCUCUACCGUCAAUGAGCCAUCAACAGGUGUUGUUGAAUCGUUGUUAUAUGCAAGGAGCACUACACGUGGGGAUUUCUGCCGAACUUCAAGUUGUGGUAAGGCGUUUUUCCACCUCUGUGUUUAUCGCCGCGGUUUGCAAUCUACGCUCGAUCUCCGCAGGCAGUGGAUUGGAGUCAAUAGUUUGAUAUGAACUCGUACACUGCCUGUCGACUGAACGUACACCGCAGCGUAAAAUGCCAAGUGGUAAUAUGCCUUAUCUCGCUGCUCGUCAAGCGCCGAAAACUAGCAGCGUGCCAUGUGCGCCUGGCAGAAUACUUGGCGAACGAGGUUAACAAGAUCCCUCAAAAAUGUUUCCUUUUAGCUUUGUGUUUUCGUAGUAUUUAGGAAUGUUUCGUUAACUUUGUGUUUGUUUACAGUGAUGAUAGAGUUGGAUGAGAAAACGUUUGCGUCAUGGUUGAAUUUUGGGGACAGAUAUCAUUUUGGGGGUAAAUAUUAUAAAGUCUCCGUCGGCUCAAGUCUUGAACGGAUCGUGCCCUGCGCGAGUAUCCUAGUCACUGAAAUCAUAUUCCCUUGACCAGACUUGAUUAUAGUAAGUGAAGAACCAUGUUCUUGACAGUAGAUCAAACAAGAACAUUACACUUGAGGGUUUGAGUCGUCAAGAAUCAACAAGGUCUGUUACGAUCCCUUCUCAAUUUACGGUUACAUAAGAUGGCGGGAGAUGACUUAUAAGAUACAUCUCCAACUCGGAGUGUACAUUUUUGAUAUUGAUAAAACACGGGACGCUAAAAUCGCAAGAAAUUAUUACGAAUAUUGUAUAGAGGAGAACAGUUCAAUACAGGCGUUGCAUGCCACAUUGUUAGUCACAUGGGCUACCGGCCGCAAAUUUACAGCAUACCAUGAACGGAGAUUGCGUUUAGAGAUGGCAUUACUUUGCAUAAGCUUGGGUUGAGUAAUAUCUGCAUGUGUGACAGGUUGACAGAUUGUAUCGUGGUCCACACGGUGUUUAUUGAAUUUAGUGAAAGCCCUGAAUAAAGUCUGCUCCAAAUAACAAA
Molecule: messenger RNA, 2147 nt
Organism: Lineus longissimus
Lineage: Eukaryota; Metazoa; Nemertea; Pilidiophora; Heteronemertea; Lineidae
Exons: 5
Coding region: 253-567 (104 amino acids)
Source: RefSeq, a predicted model, not a curated record